AUGGGGAGCAGCUUGUCCGGGACGGCCGGGAGCUUCCUGGGACGCAAGCCGUCUCUCGUCUUCGCACUCUUUCCUUACAUCAUCGGGUGGAUCCUGGUCGCUUUCCCCUUCGACCUGGCCACGUUCUUCGCCGGUCGGUUCCUCAUGGGUUUUGGGGCAGAUCUUCGCACUUCUAUCGUUCAGGUGUACCUCGGUGAAAUCGCGCACCCUUCCCUCAGGGGGAUGCUGGCUUCUCUCCCGAUGACGAUGAUGUGUUUGGGCACCGUCAUUUCGACCGGGAUCGCUUCCUGCUUACACUGGAAGACGGUGGCUCUCGUGUUCGUCUUCGUUCCUCUCUUCAAUCUCUUUCUUCUCUUCUUCGUCCCCGAAUCUCCUGCCUGGCUGGCGUCGAAGGGGAGGAUCGAGGAGGCUCGCGAGGUUCUCGAGAGUCUCCAUCGAGAUGACGUCGACGAGGAGAUGAAGGGCCUGCAGGCGUCUCUGAAGGGCGAGGGGAACACGGGGAAACCGAAGUUGCGGGAACUGCUCCGGUGGAACUACAUGAAACCGGUGACGAUCACGGCGGCCGUGACCGUUCUCAGGCAAUUCACUGGUGUCUACGUCAUCUUGUUCUUCACCGUCGACAUCUUCACUACCGUCGGGUCUUCCAUCUCGCCCAAUCUCGCUACCAUCAUCGUCUCUCUCGUUCAACUUCUCUUUCAGUUGACCUCGGGAUUCCUGUUCGAUCGGGUGGGUCGGAAGAAACUGUCCAUCUUCUCCAGCUUCUGCAUGGCGGUUUCCAUGGCCGUCUGCGGCGGCUUCUACUACUUCCACGCCGCCGAUUCUCAGGCGGAGGUUCUGAGCUCGAGUCCCAUGGGUUGGCUCCCCCUCGCAUGCCUCAGCACCUUCAUGCUCGGCUUCUUCUCCGGGAUCUCCGCCUUGGGCUCGCUGAUGAUCUCCGAGCUUCUCCCCGCCCCGGUCAGGGAUCAAGCCGCAGGAUUCCUUCUCUGCCUCAACAACGUCAGCAUGUUCCUCGUCGUGGAGACUUUCAUCUACCUCCAACGCCUCCUGGCUCUCCACGGCACCUUCUGGCUCUACUCGACGGCGAGUCUCGUCCUCGGCUGCUUCUGCAUCUUUUAUCUUCCCGAGACGAAGGGAGUCUCUCUUCACGAGAUCCAGAGGAUCAUGACCGAGACGAGGCUGGCAUCGGAGACGGACGAGACGGAGAACGAGAACGCCUGAUGGAACUUCUGGGUUCUUCGUGCGAUUUGCUCUCGUAGCCGAUGUGAUUCGUUUUUGAGUCGUUGCUCCCGUUCUGGUUUCAUUCGGGC
Darwinula stevensoni is the source of this 1307-nucleotide messenger RNA. The record is from the annotation of a GenBank genome assembly. NCBI's taxonomy places the organism in Eukaryota, Metazoa, Arthropoda, Ostracoda, Podocopida, Darwinulidae.